This is a messenger RNA of Ochlerotatus camptorhynchus, 2204 nucleotides long. RefSeq names its product rumpel (gene rumpel). Bases 295 to 2082 code for a protein of 595 amino acids. The record is from RefSeq and is a predicted model, not a curated record. Gene Ontology annotation, biological process: transmembrane transport; sodium ion transport. Lineage: Eukaryota; Metazoa; Arthropoda; Insecta; Diptera; Culicidae. Gene Ontology annotation, cellular component: membrane. The transcript is spliced from 7 exons. Gene Ontology annotation, molecular function: symporter activity.
UAGUAAGCCGGUCAGUUGAGCACUGGAUCUUGGCGACUGUGGAUCGCACGUGGGCACGAAUAAAAGGGAUCAUUCUGCCUCUCGGCGGGUGGAUUAUUUUUUUUUCUGUGGGGAAAGUACAAUCAUCGAAGGUAUUGAUUUAUUUUGGGAGGAGAGUUGAUCAGUCUUUUUGCAGUGGUCGUCCCUUGGGAUGACAAUCAAGUGCGACGAAACGUUGAUCUGACCAUUCUGAGCAGAGGGUUGUGUGAUUUUGUGUGUUGAGAAAUAGUUGUUGUUGAAGCCAGAAAAAGAAACAUGGAAGGCAUCAGUGUCGACGAAGUGAAGGUGUCUUUGCAAAAGUUCGGCCUGUAUGACUAUGUGGUGUUUGUGCUGAUGUUGAUGAUCUGUGCCAUGAUAGGGGUGUACUUUGGGUUCCUAAAGAAGAAGUCCAAGAAAGGUGAUGUGGAGGCGGACUACCUGGUCGGAGGGCGCCAGAUGAGCGUCAUACCGGUGUCUCUUUCGUUGAUUGCUAGUUUCAUCUCCGGUAUUUCCCUCCUCGGAACUCCCACGGAAAUCUACGUCUACGGUGUACAGUACAUGUACGUCAUGGGCGGUGUCAUCACGAUGGGCUUCAUCAUGAUGCACAUCUAUCUGCCUGUAUUUCACAAUCUCCAGCUGACAUCCACGUAUCAGUAUCUCCAAACUCGCUUCGACAAACGAAUGCGCCUGUUCGGGUCCGUCCUGUUUACCCUCGCAACGAUGGCCUGGCUACCGAUCGUCAUCUACGUCCCGGCGUUGGCGUUCAAUCAAGUGACCGGCGUGAACGUUCAUCUCAUAACGCCACUGGUCUGCAUCAUAUGUAUCUUCUAUACAUGCGUUGGUGGACUAAAGGCGGUUGUAUGGACCGACGUCAUCCAAACGGUGAUGAUGUUUGGAGCAAUGAUGUUGAUCAUCGUCAAAGGAACCUACGACGUCGGGGGACUGUCGGUAGUGAUGGACCGGGCUAGCGAGAGUGGCCGUUUUGAGGCCCCGGAUCUUAGAUUCGACUUGACCACGAGACACAAUAUCUACUCGUGCGUGAUCGGCGGAGUGAUUUAUUGGUUGAAGACGAACGCAGUCAGCCAGAAUAUGAUCCAGCGGUACCUGUCGCUUCCAACGCUGAAGGAUGCCAAGAGGGCUCUGUGGACUUUCAUUGUGGGAACAUUGUUCCUGCUGGGAUUGUGUGGCUACAGUGGGCUGUUGAUCUACGCCAAGUACCAUGAUUGCGAUCCAUUGACGACAAAGCUGGCGAAAGCGAAGGAUCAGCUGUUGCCCUUGUUGGUUAUGGACACACUCGGAGACUAUCCCGGAUUGCCGGGAUUGUUCGUGGCGGGCGUUUUCUCUGCGGCCCUAAGCUCACUGUCCACCGGGCUAAAUUCGUUGUCUGCGGUAGUGUUGGAAGAUUUCUUCAAGCCUUUCCUGGAUCGACCGCUUAGCGAACGGACAUCGGCGAUAAUCAUGCGCUCAGUGGUGGGAGUGUUCGGUGUGAUCUGUGUAGGGUUGGUGUUGAUUGUGGAAAAGCUGGGUUCGGUGCUACAACUUUCGAUGAGUCUGGGAAGCGUCAGCAAUGGACCUUUGCUGGGAAUAUUUACUUUGGGAGUACUCAUUCCUUGGUCUACCGGAACGGGUGCCAUAAUCGGGGGCAGCGUUGGGUUGGUUGUCAUGUCCUGGAUUUGUUUGAAGGCUCAAAUGGCAAUUGCAUCCGGAGAGUUACAGUUCGAGGUCAAACCGACUGAUACACAGGGCUGCAGUUAUCAUUUUAUCGCAUCGGAACCGAUGAGCAUGCUGGCGAUCAAUGUGACAGCACCUUUGGAACCGGAGAUUGUGAGUGAGCCCGAGUUCGCCCUGUACCACAUCUCCUACCUGUGGUACACGCUGUUGGGGGCCCUGAUCACCAUCGUCAUCGCCGUGAUCGUUUCGUUCCUGAUAGGCCCGAACAAUCCGGACGAAAUGGACUCCAAGCUGUUCUCACCCUUCGUAGCCCGCAUCCUGGACCGUCGACGCCGCCGGAAAGUGGCCCACAGUCAACCGCGGAUAGAAUUCUUCGAAUCGUGUCAUCUGUAGAUUCUAAGUCUUCAUCGAAGAGAUCAUCUGUAGGAACAUCAACUGUAGCAGGAAAAAAAGGCAACUUAUACCAACCAAGACAAUUAGUUUUCGGAGCCUCUAUGGCGAAACAAGAAGCAAUA